AGCCAUAGGGAUGUCGAUCUCAGAUCGAUUAAUCGAAAAAUCGAUUAUUUACCGAGAAAUAAUCGAUUUUUUGAAUCGAUUCGAGACGGUGGAUCGAUUCAAUGAAUCGAUCUAAGAACUGCCCGAAUCGGACCGAUUCACGUUAUAAUGGUUUCAUGUCAUAUCUCACGUCACAAAAGAUGUAAACCGCUAACAGUAUCGACACUUUCAUAACAUCUUUACGACAUCCUUAAUGCGAGUCAGGAGUGGCAACUUUCCAAAAGAAAAAACUACUUUUCUUCUACAAUGUUUGUAGCAUUUUAAUUUUAUAGCGGUUUCUGAUCUAGGGACUUUAGUUUCCGUUGGUACGUGGUGCGCACUGAGUGUAUUUCUAUCUCUGUUAAGUGACGUUUGACGUUGAGUAAUAAAGACAAAGAACAAAAAUAUAUUCGAUGCGCAUUAGCCCCAAUGGAAACCGCUAUUAGUAUUUCGACAUGUGACAAGACUGACAACAUAACUUUACUGACUUGACAAGUGCAUGAUUAUUGCAAUAAUAAAUUAUUGUAAUAAACGAUUGCAAACAAUGAUUGCAAAUUAUUAGGUAAACUUUGAUUAAAGGCUGUCUCCGCUCCUCCUUCAAGCUCCAGCUCCAGCCUCCUCCUACCUCGUAAUCCUCGUGCAAGCAAGAAUCGUAAUUCUUGGUCCUCGUCCUCGUGUUAUUUUUAGUUUUAAAAUUGUGUUUGCUUGUGUUAUAUUCUGAUAAAAUCAAAUACAGGAUCAAAUACACGAUCCGAAAGCCUAAAAUGUCAAGUAAAAGUGAUACCUGGAAACAUUUUGUAAAAAAAGGAUCCAGUGGCAUAUGUAAGCAUUGUCACAUUGAAGUGAAGACAUGCGGAAACACAACAAAUUUACGUAACCAUUUAUUACGUAGACAUCCAACUAUCAAGACCGUAAGUCAACGUAAGCAAGUGGUGGCAAAGGCAAAUAAUCAUAUUGGUGGUGGUAACAAAGAAAUAGAAGUGUGUAUCUAUAUACUACUGUAUAUAUCAAUAACCUCUCCGUAGUCUUAGUGCAAUGUGCAUGCUUAGAAACUAUUUUGAAAGUAUAAAUAAUAUUGAUGCUCCUUCAACUUCAAAAGAGAAACCUGUCACAUUAUGUUAUGAAAACGAAUCAAGUUUGAUUAGUUCAAAAGACUGUGAUUCUGACUUGGAAAGUGUAGCAUCAUCAUCAGUAUCACAGGAAAAGUCAAACUUUAAUCAGCUAACUAUGGAUUUAUGUGUUAAUAAUAUCAAAUCAUUCAAAGUAAAUGGAAAUAAGAAUGGACAAAUAAAUAAUGCCAUCAUGUUCAUGAUCUGUAAGGAUUCAUUACCACUGAACACAGUUGAGAAAGAAGGGUUCCAGUACCUCAUGAAAACAACAGUGCCUUUAUAUAAACUUCCUUCACGACGCACAGUUACUCAAAUGAUAGAUGACAAGUAUGAUAUUGUUUCACUGCAAUUCAAGGAAAAGCUUGUAGAUGUGGAGUCAAUAUGUUUAACUACGGACAUCUGGACAGACCCACAUAAUACAAGGAGUUACAUGGGUCUAACAGGCCAUUUUAUUGAUGAAGGUGACCUGAUGAGUAUAAAUUUUGGUGUGUCACAUUUAACUGAACCUCACAAUGCGGAUUACUUGACUCAAAUGAUAACUACAAUGGCGGAAAAAUGGGGCAUAACAUCAGAAAAAGUUACAGCUGUCAUAACGGACAAUGGUGCCAACAUAGUGAAGGCGGUAAUAACAGCGUAUGGGAAAUCAAAACACAUAUGGUGUUUUGCACAUACACUAAAUUUAGUGGCUCAAAAACCUUUUGAAGAGAAAGAUGGUGUAGAGAGUGCUAAAGCAUUGCUACACAUUAUAAAGGAUAUAACUAGAUACUUCAAACAAAACGUUAAUGCUGCUGAUGCCCUUCGUAAAGCUCAAAAUAAUACAGGACUACCACUCAAAUUGAUUCAGUCUGUUUGUACAAGAUGGAACUCUAUAUAUUACCAGAUAGAACGGUUUGUGAAAUUAUCAGAGUUUAUAGCUCCAAUAUUACUCAACCACCCGAAAGCUCCAUCUAUGUUGUCAGCAAGUCAAUUAGAUGCUAUUAAAGAUCUCAUAAAUAUCUUGAAACCCAUGGAAGCUGUCACAAAAGAAGUGUGUGCAGAAAAAUUUGUAACGUCGAGCAAAAUAAUUCCAAUAGUAUCAUGUCUUUUUGAAACAUAUAGUGCAAUGAAGACAGAAACAGAAGUUGGCACUGCAACAAAAAAAUUAAUAAUAGAGGGAUUUAAAAAAAGGUUUGGCACAGUAGAACAAGUCAACAUGCUGGCCAUAUCAACUAUACUUGAUCCAAGAUUUAAGAAAAUACAUUUUUCUGAUAAACUGGCAUGCUCGAAAGCCAUCGAUAAAAUCAAUACUAUGAUUAGGAUUUUCAAAAACCAGUUAGAAAAAGAUGUAACUCAUGAAAAUUCAGCCCAUAUUCAACCCCAGAUUACAGAAGCAGAGGAGCCUAAUAUUUGGGAAUUCCAUAAUAAAUUGGUGAAAAAUCAGCGUCAUUCAAUUUCUCAAGAGAUUCAAGGAGAAGGUUUGCAAGAUGAAUUCAAGCAUUAUUUGGCCCAGCCUGUAGUCGACCUCAACACUACCAAUCCCAUCUCAUACUGGCACAAUCACAAACAUUCCUUUUAUAGUUCAAUAAGGCCAAUUGCUAAUAGGUAUUUCUGUGUAGUUGGAACAUCUGUUCCUUGUGAACGACUUUUUUCUGUUGCGGGAAAUAUUGCAAGUGAUGAAAGGAGUCGCUUAGAUCCUGAGCGGCUAGAUAAAUUAAUUUUUUUAAAAUCACUUGAUUUCAAUUAUUGGGAAAUGUAAAUUAAUAAAUGCCAAGUAGAUA
Sitophilus oryzae (rice weevil) is the source of this 2884-nucleotide messenger RNA. Its product is annotated as zinc finger BED domain-containing protein 4-like. The transcript is spliced from 4 exons. The coding region runs from base 1054 to 2862 and encodes 602 amino acids. NCBI's taxonomy places the organism in Eukaryota, Metazoa, Arthropoda, Insecta, Coleoptera, Curculionidae. The record is from RefSeq and is a predicted model, not a curated record. Gene Ontology annotation, molecular function: DNA binding; protein dimerization activity.